Messenger RNA from Musa acuminata AAA Group (dessert banana), 2045 nucleotides. RefSeq names its product zinc finger protein ZAT5-like. The record is from RefSeq and is a predicted model, not a curated record. The transcript has a single exon. The coding region runs from base 639 to 1487 and encodes 282 amino acids. Lineage: Eukaryota; Viridiplantae; Streptophyta; Magnoliopsida; Zingiberales; Musaceae.
CUCUUAAGGACUGGUGGUAAUGCUUGCACAAAUCCUGUGUUUCUUUUCUCUCUCUCUCUCUCUCUCUCUCUCUAUCUAUCUGUCUGUCUAUCUAUCUAUCUAUCUAUCUAUGGUUGUGCGGGUGGCCAACUCUUCUCUCUAACAAACCUUAGCAAGUAAGUGGCCACCCACAUACGUUCCAAAUUAGGACCAUUUAAAUCAGGAGCUAUUUAGAUCAUUCCUUCUGUCCUUUUUCUCUCUCUCACCUCAAACCCCGUUCUUCACUCUCUACCUCCACUAUUUGCACCUAAUUCUCCAUAUAUAUCUGUCCUUUUUAUGUAUAUAUAUGAGCAAGCUAGCUUGGAGAAAAGAACGAGGAAUAGUGGUGGACUAAUUCAUAGUUAGAUCUCUUCUCACAGAAGCAAAGGGCGUCUUCUCCUCUCUCCCUCUUCCCUCUCCACUUCCCCCAACCCACCCCAAACAAAGUUACAUGCAAAGGAAGAGGUCCUCCAUCUUGUCUCUUCUACCUACAAAUACUCUCGACAUCUUCUCCACUCCAUCCACCUUGCUUGCUUCGUCCAUCAGUGACUCUCCUUUUUCUUGUUCUCCUUUCUUUCUUUCUAAGAUCCUAUCUUUCUCACUAAGCUUAGAGGAAGGAAAUGGAAGCUGCAGAAGAAGCCUCGGGCAUCGACGUCGGCGAGUGCGGCAGCUGCAACGGGGAAUUCCUACAGCCUGCCGUCGUCGCGAAGGGCAAGCGCACGAAGCGGCAGCGGAGCCACCCGCGGCUGCACACGGUCCUCGCUGACUCUUCGUCGACCUCCUCGUCCGAGCACUCGGAGAGCAAAACCGAGGAGGACGAGGACGUGGCCAACUGCCUCAUCCUUCUUGCGCAGGGCCGCGCCCGACUCACCGAUCCCGGGCCUGGACCGGAAGGCCUACCAGGAGAGGCCGCCGAUGGCGACGGCGGCGGCGUGGCCCAGAAGUCCAGUAGCAGAAGGCCUCCUGAGGCCGCGGCGACAACCGGCUGCGCCUAUGAAUGCAAGACGUGCAGCAGAUGGUUCCCGUCGUUCCAGGCGCUCGGCGGGCACCGUGCCAGCCACAAGAAACCUAAGCUGACCGCCGCGGCGACGAUCGCCAUCGAGGAAAGAAAAGAAUCGAUCCAUGAUCGCCUGCUGCAAACAAGUACGAAUCGUUUCUCGCAUCCGGUUCGUGGUGUUGAUCAGAGUAACACUAAGACGAAGACCCACGAGUGCUCGAUAUGCGGUUCAGAGUUCAGUUCUGGACAGGCGCUCGGCGGCCACAUGAGGCGGCACAGGCCACCGGUGGCGGCCAUUCCAGAGAGCCAAGACAUCAAGAAGGAGAGGUUCCUUCUUCCUUUGGAUUUAAACCUCCCGGCGCCCAUCAACGACGACGCUCAGAUCCCUCCUCCGCCAGCUUCCCCAUUCGCCCCUGGGCGACCGCUCGUCUUCGCGGCGUCCGCCUCAGCUCUUGUCGACUGCCGCUACUAAGAAGAAGCAACAUCAAAGCCGAUCAAGCUGCCCAUCUUUCUCUCCAUCUCAUCAACCUCUCUCCUUCCCCCUCCAAUCGGGUGUCAGUCGGAUCAUGUGAAUCAUUAUCAUCUCCUUCAUGGAUUUCAUCCUCUCUCAAGAAGGCAGGUGCGUGGCCGGUGUGAGGAGGUAGAGGUGUCACUGCGGGCUCACGUAAAGGCAGUGAUCUCGUUCUCUGUGACAGCGGGCGACUCCACCACCAAGCAAACAGGCCGUGGAUUAGGUUUCUUUUUCCCAAAGGAACAAAAGCAAUGGAUACCCGAGGCAAGUCGAUAUCACGCUUCUUCUACCUUUACAAGCACAAACUCAUGCCUUCUUUUCAUUCUUUCUUCCUCAUAUUAUGAUGUCUGUUUGUGAUGAGGUCAGAGAGAUAGAGAUGUGAUGUCCACCUUUGUGUUCCAAGUGAUCUCUUUACAACUUGCUUAGUGACUGACUUAGUUCAUGACGUGCUUUACAAGAAAGCAUGCCAUGACUUGAAGGCCAUUUGAGCAAUCGGACCCUAUCGUGGGCAAACCUAUA